UGAUGGACAAUGUCAAUGGCUGAUUUGUGAAGAAGGAUUGACAUCUCGCUGCAAAACACUCAUUCAAAUGUGUGAAGUAACUAAGUAUUGCUUGGGAUCAAAUGUCACAAAACUCAAUGAUUUUCCAAACUCCAUCUGGGAUUGGUGGCCACCAGCUCAUACUCAGCAAUCAUUUGUAAAUGACUACUUCACGAAUCUCAGCAGUAUGUCAAUUGAUCAUCAUCAUAUGUUUGUGUAUAAUCAUCAAUGGAAGCGAACGUACUCUCAUGAGAAGAUGGAAGAAAUUACAGAAUUUCUAAAGACUUGCGAGGAUUUAAUUUACGAUGACUUUGAAUACUCGUUGAAAGCAGUUCAGAUUUUUACAGUCCAGCUGAAGGAAAUGAUGACUGAGAUGAACAAACGAUACACUUACACUGCUAGUAAUGAAAAGAUACGAGGCGAAUCUGUUUUUUGGCAGUAUCCCUAGACCUGAUUCUUGUUGGUUGAUAACUGAACAAGUGUCAAGAUUGUGGCGAUUAUUACUUCUCAAUCCGUGUAUCUCAGUGAAGAGACAGAAUGAAAUCUUCACGGCUAUGAAUAACACGAAAGUCAUUUUUGGUAAGAUAUUUUUGUCGCGUAACUCCAAUGAAUGGACUCUCUGGUGCUCUUUUGAACAUAUCAAGAUAUUUAAAGACUUCUCGUGGAACAACUUUAAUAAUCAUGCGAUGAAAACGGACAACCAAUCAGAAAUGAGCAUAAUCAAAUCAAAUGGUUUAGCUUCUUCUCCUGGUCGCGAUGUGGACUACUUUCCAAUUCCUUCUCAAGUGAAAUAUGGUGAUUUUACAUCUUCUGUGACCAUCCAUUGUUGUAUUCUGGAAGCAUUAUUCUCGUAUAAAAAGAUGGAACAAGCAGUUUUCCUUGCUAUGAAUCUUUCUCUUGUUCUUGUCCAAUAUUAUACCAAGUGGUUGGAGGGUGAGCGUCUUGAAGUUCAAGGAAUUUUAUAUUUUGAUGAUGUUAGUUGUAAGGUGCACGAUGAUUCUGACAUGUUGGAAGAAACUGGCAAUAAAGGAAAGAGGUCGAAGAAGAAACGAUUUAAUAGAAAACGUGGAAGAAAAGCAAACGUAAAGAAGUCAGACGAUUAUUCAGAUCCAAGAAAUGAGAAAUUAUUUGAAAUUGUCGAAGGUGUCGUUCCUGUAUCGUGUUUCGCGUACUUAAUACACGUUCUUGACAGUAAUCAUGAUCUCUUGAAUGAUAUGUUAAAACAAAAGAAACUGAAAGGACUGGGACUGAGUGAGGAUGAUCUUAUGGAGUGUGAUGACGCCACAAGUGAUGCAACAUCUCUGAUUAUACGCCUUGCUGCGAUUGGUUUGGCUUUCCCAAGAAUACAUGCAGCUUCUAUCCAUAUACAGGUGGAUUGCUUCAACUGGGAAUUAUAUAUGUCAAAGAAACUUGGUGAAAAUCAACCAUCUCAAGCAGAUAUAAACUUCUUAAAGAUGUUCGUCAAUCGUAUGAUGAAUCUUACAGAAUAUGGUUUCCAACCCCCUUACGCUCUCAUUAUGAACUUCUUUCGUCAUUCUUAUAAAUUUGACGGUGAUAGUGAUUCCAUUGGCUUCGCCAUGAGAGCCAUUUCAGGACCAUUGCACGUGGCAAAUAAUCUAUCGACUCGUAAAGAUUUUGUCUGGAAUGUGAAAGACGUCAUUGGGUGAAACUGUGCGAAGUGGUGUUUUUGUCAGUAUCUGAGAACUCUUAUCUCGUUGAUCAAUUAUUGGAAUGCAUGUAUAGUGCCGAGAUUAUGGCUGGUAUUGGGCCAGAAGAUAAACGAGCGAAUUUUGUGGAUAAACGAGGCAAGAAAGACAUAAAGGAAGCAAAACGACAAGGGAAGAAUGUAGCUGAAAGCAUGUUGUGUGAGAAAUUCUUUGCUAAUAUUUAUCUUGCUCAUGUUAUAACGCAUUAUGCUGAAAGUUUGCGAGAAGAGGAGGAGAAAAGUGAAGAAACAAAAGGUCUAGCAUCUAGAAAGUUGCCACAUCCAAAUACCUUCGAUGAAACUGCGGUAAGAUCUGACAAA
Messenger RNA from Xenia sp. Carnegie-2017, 2044 nucleotides. Its product is annotated as zinc finger SWIM domain-containing protein 8-like. Lineage: Eukaryota; Metazoa; Cnidaria; Anthozoa; Malacalcyonacea; Xeniidae. The record is from RefSeq and is a predicted model, not a curated record. Bases 423 to 1685 code for a protein of 420 amino acids. Gene Ontology annotation, molecular function: zinc ion binding. Gene Ontology annotation, cellular component: Cul2-RING ubiquitin ligase complex. The transcript has 6 exons.